Messenger RNA from Linum tenue, 504 nucleotides. NCBI's taxonomy places the organism in Eukaryota, Viridiplantae, Streptophyta, Magnoliopsida, Malpighiales, Linaceae. The record is from the annotation of a GenBank genome assembly.
AUGAUUAUCGAAAUGGUGGUGGUGGUGGGCGAGGUGGCGGUCAUGAGAGUGGGGUGCCGAGGCCAUAUGGCGGUCGUGGCGGUCGUGGACGGGGAAGAAACAACGAUAGGCAGGAUUCUGGUUACGAUCGUCCCAAGUGGGACUCUGGUGGCCGUGGUGGUGGCAACAACAACGAUACCAGUAGCUGGGGCAGCUUUGCAGGCAACAGAGCUCAAAACUCACCUACCAGAGAAUCAGGAGGCGGUGGUGGUGUUGGGUGGAGCUCUGGUGGUGGCGGUGGUGGAGGAAGCAGCAGCUGGGGCGGAGGAGGAAACAGUGCUCGUGACAGUUCCGGCUGGGGUGGGGCUACUGGUGGCGGUGGAGGUGAUGAUGGAAACUCAGGGUGGGCUAGUAGUUCGAGGGUGGGGUCAGCGCAGCCGCAAUCGGACAGUGGAUGGGGCAGCGGAGGCGGCAGCGGUUGGUGAAGAGACUGACAGGAGGCAAAAUAUGGUCGGCGGUUUCUAG